This is a messenger RNA of Symbiodinium sp. CCMP2592, 1491 nucleotides long. Lineage: Eukaryota; Dinophyceae; Suessiales; Symbiodiniaceae. The record is from the annotation of a GenBank genome assembly.
AUGGUGCCUAAGAGCGACCUUGAGGUUCCAGUCCCCGCAGUUUACAGAGGUCUGGUCAUCGGCAAAGGUGGUGAGACUCUCAAUCGGCUGCAGGACGAGUUCCAUGUUCGAGUCAUUGUCCCGAAAGAUGACCCCUCGCGUCCGGUGCGAGUCAAAGGUCCCAUGAGCAAGUGCCAGGCAUGCGCCGACGAGAUCCAGAAGAUCAUUCAGACGCAUGGUCGAGCUCCCAAAAGAGCUCAAACAAAGAAGCCCACCCAUUGCAGUCAUACUCCGUACCCACCACAGUGCCCCCUUUGCAAGACCAUGAUGAACUCCAUGCGCGAGGCCUUAUUGCACCUUCAAAGCUCCAAGCACCUGACAGCCGUUCUCGAUGCAUGCUCCGACGUCUCCUGGCGGAUGUCGGAGGGCAAGAGUUUGGAUCUGCAGGAAGUGCAGGCCUUGUUGAAGGUACCGGGGUACCGGGAUCUCCAUGAAGCGCACGGAUUCAAGCCUGAAGACCUUCGCGCAGCCGCAGCUGUGGAGCAGCAGAGAUUGUCAAGAGUGCAGGAGAUACAUGAAGACUCGUUGCGUCUGAGCGCGGAUCCGGCAUGGCUGAAGGUCGAGGGCCGCAUGGUGGUGGAGUGGAAUGACACACCUCGGGGAGCAGCGGUUCCCCUAACAUGCGCUCCAGACUUGGUGGACAUGAUGGAGCGCUGCUGCUCGCGGAACCCUCCAGUGGCAAGGGUCCCAACGGUGCUCCCGGCUCCUCUCCCGCGGAGAAACUACAAGCAAAAGAGUAAGGAUAUGCUGAUAGGUUCUCACAAGUAUCCUUGCGAUCCUGGAAGUGGUCGUCUGGGCAUUGCCAUCAUGCGGAAGUUUGGUGUGCCGGAGUGCGACAUUGUGUGUGGCACGUCCUUCAUCAAAGCCCUCGCUGGUGAUUCAAACAGAGUCAGGGAUACAUACUACUUGCAAAAAUUCCGGAACACGGUUUGUGUUCUGAACGUUCCCAAGCAUUUUCACAACCGAGAUGAUGCAGGACAUGCAGUAGAGCGCUUACUCUGUGGCGAAGCAGCUGCCUGCCAGUUUGCAGCUACGAAGCUGCGGAUAGACGACACAAGCUUCUUUGUUACUUCAGAGGUGGAUGCAGUGGACGAAUCUGGGGAGUUGCUGGAGAUCAAGAGUUCCAAGCACGGGAAUGCCAUUUCCAAAGAGGGAGUCUUACAGACCCUUGUGAAUGGGUCGGAAGCAUUUCUUUGCUGCAGCCUGGAUGAGGGGCAAACGAAGCUUCUUGAUGCGUGGCGAGUUUCUGCAAAGCGAGCUCAGCAGGAACAUCAGCAAAGCUUGAUCUACUAUGGGCAGCGCGUCAGGUUCAUGCUGGCAAAGGUGCUGAAGCACUUCUCGGAGAAUCAAAGCACAGCGACGGUGUGGAAACUGACAUUUGAUGAUUGCAAGAUACCUGUCUUUGACCCGUCAGAGGCUGUGCAAGUCUUGCCGCUGGGGCUGGAUUUGUAG